GAUCUAGGGAAACACGCGCUGCAUAAACAACGGAGUUUCCAGUUCAUUGCGCCCAGCAGCCCCGAGCGCACCUCCUCGACUUCGCCGGAGUCCAGCGGCCAAAGAGGCCAAGGAGUGCGGCAGGGCGGUUCUCCGGGCGGGUUGAAGCUGUGCCAGGGAAGCAGGCAGGAGGCAGCGCGGGCGAGCGCGCGAGUAACUGUUUCUGCCGUACCGGGAGGCACCCAGCGUGCCUCCGCCGCGCCCCUGCUUGGACAGCAUGGGUUUCUCUGGAAGCCCCGGCGUUGGGCCGGCGGGCAACUCCAGCCCGUGGUGGCCUUUGGCCGCCGGCAGUGCCAACGAGAGCGGGGACUCCGAGGCUCUUGGGGAAGGUGACUUGCCGCCAGGGGACUUUCGCAACGAGGAGCUGGCCAAGCUGGAGAUCACCGUGCUGGCAGUGACUUUCGUGGUGGCUGUGCUGGGGAACAGCUGCGUGUUACUGGCUCUGCACCGCACGCCGCGCAAGGCGUCCCGCAUGCACCUCUUCAUCCGCCACCUGAGCCUGGCAGACCUGGUGGUCGCUUUCUUCCAGGUGCUGCCGCAGCUGUGCUGGAAAAUCACCUACCGCUUCCAAGGCCCCGACGGGCUGUGUCGUGUGGUGAAGCACCUGCAGGUGUUCGGCAUGUACGCGUCUGCUUACAUGCUGGUGGCCAUGACCGCCGACCGCUACAUCGCCGUGUGCCACCCGCUCAAGACGCUGCAGCAGCCGGCGCUCCGCGCGCGCCUCAUGAUCGCCGCCGCCUGGGUGCUGAGCUUCGUGCUGAGCACCCCGCAGUACUACGUCUUCUCCAUGGUGGAGGUGAACAAUGUCACCAAGACCUACGACUGCUGGGCCACCUUCAUCCAGCCCUGGGGGCCUCGCGCCUAUGUGACCUGGAUGGCGGGCGGCAUCUUCGCGGUGCCUGUGAUCAUCCUGUGCACCUGCUACGGCUUCAUCUGCUACCACAUCUGGCUCAACGUUCGAGGGAAAACCACGCCGUCGCUCAGGAGCCAGGGUGGUAAGAGCGCCCAGAGCGCGGGAAACGCCCUGCACAAGGGGCUGCUUCUCGCGCCCUGUGUCAGUAGUGUAAAGACCAUUUCUCGCGCCAAGAUUCGCACAGUGAGGAUGACUUUCGUGAUCGUUACGGCUUACAUCAUUUGCUGGACACCCUUCUUCAUCACUCAGUUGUGGUCCGUCUGGGAUGAGACGUUCCUGUGGGUCGAGUCAGAAAACCCAGCUGUCAUCAUCACUGCGUUAUUGGCUGCCUUAAAUAGCUGCUGCAAUCCCUGGAUAUAUAUGUUCUUUAGUGGUCAUCUCCUGCAAGACUGUGUCCAAAGCUUCCCGUGUUGCCUAAAUGUGAAGCGAAAGUUCCACAAAGAAGAUUCUGACAGUAUGAGUAGAAGACAGACUUCUUACACUAACAACCGAAGUCCAACAAACAGUGUGGGCACAUGGAAGGAUUCACCUAAAUUGUCGAAGUCUAUCAAAUUUAUUCCUGUCUCAACCUGAGCCCGAAUGCAUAAAAUCUCUCUUGUCAUGAACUUUUGGCCUGUUGAUUAAAUUCAGCUAGGCCAAAAACAAAGGAACUUUAUGAGAUAAGCCUAAACCAAUUCGUUGAAUGUUAGACUGUGUUUCUAGUUGCAUUUCUUUGCAUUACUAUAACCAGACACUAUGAAGUUUUGUACAGAAUGUUAAUAAAACACACUAUAAUAAAACAUGCAGGCAUAAUUCCCAUAACUUUAAUAGAUGUACAUUUCUGAUGGAAAAAUCAUAACCACCAUGGCAUUAUAUUUUGUUGUUGCUUUCUUUUUAUUUCUGACAUAAUUGAGGUUUGAUUGGUUUAGAUAUCACACAAUGCAGAAAAACUAUUUCUUCAUAAAGUGAGCCUCUCGUCAACUUUAGUGUUUGAAAAUGUUCUACGUACUUUAUAUGUUUCUGCCCUUUAAAAUUCAGUUGUGCAUCAGGAAGUGGCUUGAAGAUGGAUUGGUGCUUUGAGAGACAUGAGUGAUGAGUGUUUAAGGCAGUUGGAGAGGGAAGGAAGAAUCCUUUUAGAAGUUACAGCUCAUGUACAUUUCAAAAUGGUAACUUUAGAACUGGCAGUUUCAUUUACCUAUGAAAAGAAUGAUUUGUUCAGAUGCUUAAGGUUAGAGAAAAUAUUAUCAGUCAGUAGUCUAUUUUUUUCUCAUACUGGAAGUUCAUUGUACAACCAUAUUUGGAUGUAGAGUACCCAAUUUUACUUUAAAAAAAAAAAAGUCGAAAAGAGUUGUCCACUAUACUAUGUUGACUUUCUCUAGAAUAUUGUAAAUAUGCAUUUAAAGAAAGAAUUGGUGUUAGUCAUAUCCUAUGACUUGAUAGAUAUUAACACAAUCAUUACUUCCUGUUCCUAUGACCAUAGUCAUAGAGGAUUAAAGAAAGCCUCUGUAUAUGC
Erinaceus europaeus (western European hedgehog) is the source of this 2444-nucleotide messenger RNA. It is a transcript of the gene AVPR1A, whose product is annotated as arginine vasopressin receptor 1A. Gene Ontology annotation, molecular function: vasopressin receptor activity; peptide binding. Gene Ontology annotation, cellular component: membrane. The transcript has 2 exons. Gene Ontology annotation, biological process: positive regulation of vasoconstriction; G protein-coupled receptor signaling pathway; regulation of systemic arterial blood pressure by vasopressin. NCBI's taxonomy places the organism in Eukaryota, Metazoa, Chordata, Mammalia, Eulipotyphla, Erinaceidae. The record is from RefSeq and is a predicted model, not a curated record. Bases 257 to 1525 code for a protein of 422 amino acids.